AUGUCAGACUCCUUACCGUACGACUACCCUCAGCGGUAUUUUUUUCGACACUUUUCACUUGCUAAAGGAUUUGAUGAGUUUUUGUCCAUAUAUUCAGCGACUCAAGUGGGGAAGUACUUGCGGAUUUAUUCAAGCCCUUUAAAAGUGCCAUAUGGAUGCGUGGUACGGCCAUACGACAUGGAGAAAAGGUUCUACCUCACUAAUAAAUCAAAGCAGCAUGAAUUUCAUGAGUUUUGUCAAGAGAUUCAGACCUUAUAUGGUAGUGCUCUAAAGUUUUUAUCUACAAUUAACUAUGCUUAUCUUUUGGAUCUGGCAGAGUUGGUGGACAUUAUUUCCCGCAUGUAUUCUAAGCCUAAGCAUAAUUAUAUGGUUCCAUUACCAAUGAAGCUUGUUGUUUUCCUAUUAUUUUCUAUUCGGCAUGCAAUCUACACACAUAUUGAUGAAAAAAGUUUACCGUCUGUGUAUAGAUUUGUUUUAAAUGCUUCACCUUCAGAUUUACUUUAUCGAUUCCAGUUUCAUUUUGAAGAGUUGUUUACGACUCCGGCACCACGGCUUGGUAGUGUUUAUAUUGAAUUAGUACGUGAGCUGCGGUUAAUAUCUUUAUUUGAUCGGGAAGCCAACUUUAAAAAUAUUUACCUACGACGGUUGGCUGGAACUAUUAUAGCAGAUGUGACUGGAAAUCUACGGGCCUUGGUUGAAGAAAAAUUUGUGAUAAAUUUACUUGAUUUUGAAGGGUUAGUGUUGCUAUUAGAUGAAUGGGUCAAGGUCUCGGUUAAUAAAGAGAGCAAUAUGUCUAAACAUUCUACGGUAAUGACAUCAAUUAAGAGCCAAACACAAGAUAUAGUGAAUGCAAGCAUUACGGGCAAUUUGAAAAUAUCUGAUGUGUUAAAAGUUUUAAAUCUAUGGGCAGAAAUGCUUGGGACAACCCUUGGGAUGGGUUACAUGGACAUGGCUAAAUCAGCACAUUAUCGAUUGCCUACGACAGUAUUUAAAAACAUGAAUGAAUUAUUUGUUCCCAAAACACAACCAGCACUGCCUGUGACAACACAACGAUCGUAUGGGUUUGAUACUCGAGAUUCGCAGUAUUGUUAUGGUUAUCCAGAGCUUGUUUAUAGCCGCAAUUCCAUAUCUGCAUUACCAGAAAUGUGUUUUGAUAAGCCCGGGUUUAAAACUGGUGUGUCAAAGACAGAUUACAAGAAGCCACAUCCGGCAACUGAUUGGAGGCAUGAAGAUCGACAUUAUGUCGGGACUUCAUUGCGAAAUCGGUCACGAAGUCGGUCACGAAGUCGGUCACGAAGUCCUCAAUAA
Molecule: messenger RNA, 1308 nt
Organism: Magnusiomyces paraingens
Lineage: Eukaryota; Fungi; Ascomycota; Dipodascomycetes; Dipodascales; Dipodascaceae
Exons: 1
Coding region: 1-1308 (435 amino acids)
Source: RefSeq, a predicted model, not a curated record